Monomorium pharaonis (pharaoh ant) is the source of this 487-nucleotide messenger RNA. It is a transcript of the gene SmF, whose product is annotated as small nuclear ribonucleoprotein F. The transcript is spliced from 2 exons. Bases 166 to 432 code for a protein of 88 amino acids. The record is from RefSeq and is a predicted model, not a curated record. Gene Ontology annotation, biological process: mRNA splicing, via spliceosome; spliceosomal snRNP assembly. NCBI's taxonomy places the organism in Eukaryota, Metazoa, Arthropoda, Insecta, Hymenoptera, Formicidae. Gene Ontology annotation, molecular function: RNA binding. Gene Ontology annotation, cellular component: U1 snRNP; catalytic step 2 spliceosome.
UGUAAAUGAAACCGUAGGAUUUUAUUUUCGGCUGUUGGCAGCCCGUAAGCAUCGGGAAACCGCAUAGGAACGCAGAGCACACGUUACUGCAUUUGAGGUUAUCAGCACAGUGUGCACAAGAAAUUUUUUGUUUACACUUCUCUUAGGAAAUUACAGCUUUACAUCAUGGCAGCAGCAAUGCCAAUAAAUCCCAAGCCGUUCUUGAACGGUUUAACUGGGAAACCAGUUAUGGUGAAGUUAAAAUGGGGCCAUGAGUAUAAGGGCUACCUUGUCUCGGUUGACGGAUACAUGAAUCUACAGCUCGCAAACACUGAGGAGCAUAUAGAUGGUAGUUGCACUGGGAAUCUUGGUGAAGUGCUGAUUAGAUGUAACAAUGUUAUGUACAUAAGAGGAGUGGAAGAGGAGGAUGAAGAGGGCGAGAUGAAGGAUUGAAAUGUUAAAAAAUCUAAGACUCAUGUAUAUUAUAAAUCUUUUAUUAUUAAACAUU